Molecule: messenger RNA, 2685 nt
Organism: Symbiodinium sp. CCMP2456
Lineage: Eukaryota; Dinophyceae; Suessiales; Symbiodiniaceae
Source: the annotation of a GenBank genome assembly
AUGCAGGUCAAGAAGCUUCUGGCCCUCCAGGGCUCGGCCUAUUCAGCUGUGCUUACGCCCUACCACGACAACGGUCUGUUUGCCAAUGUCCUCCAGGUGUGCGAUGCACUGCUGCUGGCGAAACCAGGAGUGCCUGUCCUGGUGGAUUGGAAGCGGAAAGGCUCCGAAGGCCAUUUCCAGUAUGGCCCGGAGGGCUUUGAUCUCUUUGGGCACCUCUUCGAAGCCGGUGAGCGCUGCCGCUCUGCGAUCGAAGUGCCAUCCGAGAGCUUGAGCAUGCCGGGGCGCAUCAACUGCCUCUUCAUGAACAUGCUCCGGGGCUACUUCUGGUCCUUGCCCGACGACGCUCUGAAGGAGCUCCGCGUGCGAUACGCAGCAGCCAUUCGUGUUCUCCAACCAGCCCAGCAUGUGCAGCGAAAGUUGCAGGAAUGCACAAGUUGGGGCGAGGAGGCUCUCGUCGUGGGCGUGCACAAGAGGCUAGCUUGCUCGGAGAUGGUUGCCUGCCAGCUGUCGCAGCGAGCUCCGUCUUGUGCAGAGUUUAUCGCCAAAGCACGCAAGAUACUGUCUGCGAGUGAAAAGCAGCGCAAGCUGAUUUUCUUGGCUACGGAUGAUGUAAAGGCGGUGGAAGAAUUCGAGGUCGCGUUCCCGCGAGACGGAGACGUUGAGCUGUGUUAUCGUCGCGUGAAGCGGUCGCCGGGUGGAGUUCGCGAAGAUGGCAUCGACAAUGAGGUGCACAGGAGCCCCUGUGCCGAAGCUGACGCAGAAGAUGCGCUCAUCGAUGCACUUGCCCUGUCUAGAUGUCAGCAUCUCGUCUGCGUUGACUCAAACUUGGCCAUCUACGUCGCUCUCUUGAAUCCAGAGAUGCAGCUCCAUGCCCUCAGCAGCAUCCUCCCAGAGGGAUGGGAGGAAGCUGCCGAGAGACCCGAGGAGGUGGUGCAUGCCUCCUACGAGGUGGUCUUCGCACCCAUGGUAUUCGUUCGCAAGGGCCCGAGCACGGCGACCGAGCUGCUGGGGGCCCGCAAGCCUGGCGAGAUUGUCUACUGCACCGGUCGCGGCUUUGACGGCUGGGUCGAGCUAGAGGGAGGCGGUUGGAUGCUGGUCGAUGGGGCGCGCGGCGGCAAGCAGCCGCUUGGCUCGAUCGAAGGCCUUGCGGUCGCGGCGGGAGCAACGAUCCUUACGAGGAACGCUGCGGCUGGCAUUCUGCUCAAGCCGGCCUUCGAGAAGCAGGACUUUGACAAGGCUUUGUCGGCCUGGCAGUCAGCAGCAGAAGCCGCGCGCCAGAUUGGUGCUCAUGACAUCUGGCUUGCGCUGAUGUGCGAGGUGUCCUCUCUCCAGCAGCAGUGCGGAAAGCUUCAUCUGUCCGAGGCCACAGCGACGGCGAUGCUCGCUGAGGUGCCUCAGCGCCGCGCGGCGAAAGCGCUGCUGCGACGCGGCCUCGUGAGGGAGGCGCUGGGCGACCUGAACGGAGCCAGGCAGGACCUUUCCCACGCGGUGGCCGAAAAUUUCAUGGACCUGCAGGCUCAGGAAAAACGGAGCGAUGGACUGAUUAGCGAUGAUAAGCGACGGCGUGCUCAUCACGGCUGCUCCUUCUCCGGAUCCUUUCUCGGCCGCCGCCAUUCCAGGUCCGAGUCCAACUUGGACUUGGAAGACCUGGCGAGUCGCUACGACACUCAAGUCCUUCGCGAGUACUUGUUGGAGCAGGAGGAAGGCAGCACGAGACAGCGGCAGGCUGAGGAUGCGGAGCAAGCAACGCUGCCAGAUGUCUGCGAUCUUAGACAACGGUGCUUUCGAAGGAUACGCGUUCUGCUGGUGGUCAACUUCCUUGCAUAUUGGUCCACUCUGAGCUAUUGUGGGUACGCUUACUACCUUCGAGUCGAAGAAGCCGGCACGAAGGCACUUCCGCCCAUGGAUGUGGCACUGGCGUGCGUCUUCCUUCUGGGCACGCAGGCCACCUUGGAAUUGGCUGCUGCCGUUUGCCUUACUCAGCCAGUGCGCCAGGGCGAUGGCAGGAGUAAUCCCUUCAGCAGCUGGGACUUUCUGGCGUGGCUUGCUGGUGCGGGAGCCAGGUGCUCCAUGCUCUUAGACGCCCUGUGCCUGCCGCUGAUGAAGCGCGGGUCAAGCUUGCUCUUCCUGCUGUCCGCGAGCACGUUCGCUUUCGCAAUCGGCGUGUUCGUUUUCGCUGUCCAGCUGCGGCUUCUUUUUGGAAUGUUUUGCAGCCGGGACCAUUUCUCCUACGACAAGCCGGACCUCUUCUUCAAGGGGCGGGACAGCAGUGGGAUGAUGGAAGGGACGCCCAUUGCAGCCAGACCUCCGGCUCACCGCGAGGAGGAGGACACCUCAGACCUCCGGCUUGGCCGAGCCAUGCCGGUGAACACCAUCAAGGCCGCGAACUUCGCGCAUUUCAAUGAUCUGGCAUUGCUUCACUUGGUGCUAAGAAGGCACUACUUGCCGAUCAGCUGCCAGGAAACACAGGAGUUCACGAUGUCAAUUACAUCCUUCUCACGCUGUUUUUGCGAAGAUGUGGUGCAAUGUAGCCUGAAGUUCUUCUUCAUCAUGGACUGCCAGGUGAACUUGCUCGUGCUCUUCUCGCUGCUGGUGUCGAUAGGGCAGGCCGUUGGCUCCUGCUUCUAUGCCAGCACCUCUGCAAUGGACCUGAGGACAUCGGAGGAGGCGAACCCGAAUGAUUGA